GUAUAUAGAGGCACCACGUUUCGGCUGCCGCCGCAUUGCUGAACUGCAACGACUUCGACUUGCCUGCGGCUGGACUGCUAAUCGAGGAAUCCAACAAGCAUUUGCCAAAAAACCCAAUAAAUAUUACACGAAAGCCAAAAUCGAAGUAUAUCCAGCGGCGAUUAUCUAGCCAAGAUCUUGAACUUUUGGUUUGUUUACCCGCACCCGGUGGCCGCUGUUUAGCACUCGCAUCUCGUAUCUCGCUCACUCACUCGGUCCGUUGUCGUUGCCAAAGUUGAACGGACGGAAUAUGGAAAGCCAACAGCAGCAGCAGCAGACGGCGGCGGUGUCAAAGUUGAACGGAUUCCUGGAGGCCGCCAAGGGAUCAGCAAUAGACGACCAGCUGCAAGACGGUCUCAGCUGCCGGGAACUCUUCCAGAAUGGCGAGGGCCUGACUUACAACGACUUUCUCAUAUUACCCGGCUACAUAGACUUCAUCGCCGAGUCGGUCGAUCUGAGCUCGCCUCUGACGAAGGCCAUAACCCUGAGGGCGCCGCUGAUUAGCUCGCCCAUGGACACGGUAACCGAAUCGGAGAUGGCCAUCGCCAUGGCGCUGUGUGGUGGCAUUGGCAUCAUCCAUCACAACUGCACGCCGGAGUACCAGGCGUUGGAGGUGCACAAGGUUAAGAAGUACAAGCACGGCUUCAUGCGCGAUCCCUCGGUGAUGUCGCCCACGAAUACGGUGGGUGAUGUCCUGGAGGCGCGCCGCAAAAACGGCUUCACCGGCUAUCCGGUCACCGAGAAUGGAAAACUUGGUGGCAAGCUCCUUGGAAUGGUAACGUCGCGUGAUAUCGAUUUCCGAGAGAACCAACCGGAGGUCCUGCUGAGGGAUAUCAUGACCACGGAACUGGUCACAGCCCCCAAUGGCAUUAACCUGCCGACGGCGAACGCCAUUCUGGAGAAGAGCAAGAAGGGCAAGCUGCCGAUCAUCAACCAGGCCGGUGAACUGGUCGCCAUGAUUGCCCGCACGGAUCUGAAGAAGGCCCGCUCCUAUCCGAACGCCUCCAAGGACUCCAACAAGCAGCUGCUGGUGGGCGCUGCCAUCGGUACGAGGGUGGAGGACAAGGCCCGACUCCAGCUCCUGGUGGCCAACGGUGUGGACGUCAUUGUGCUGGACUCGUCGCAGGGCAACUCCAUCUACCAGGUGGAGAUGAUCAAGUACAUCAAGGAGACGUAUCCCGAACUGCAGGUUAUCGGCGGAAAUGUGGUGACCCGGGCUCAGGCCAAGAAUCUGAUCGAGGCGGGAGUGGACGGCCUGCGCGUCGGCAUGGGUUCUGGUUCUAUCUGCAUCACCCAGGAGGUAAUGGCUUGCGGCUGCCCCCAGGCCACGGCCGUCUACCAGGUCUCUACCUACGCCCGGCAGUUCGGAGUCCCGGUGAUAGCCGACGGCGGCAUCCAGUCCAUCGGGCACAUCGUUAAGGCCCUGGCUCUGGGCGCUAGUGCUGUGAUGAUGGGCUCCCUGCUGGCGGGCACUUCCGAGGCUCCCGGCGAGUACUUCUUCUCCGACGGCGUCCGACUGAAGAAGUACCGGGGCAUGGGCUCCCUGGAGGCCAUGGAGCGCGGCGAUGCCAAGGGCGCUGCUAUGUCGCGUUACUACCACAACGAGAUGGACAAGAUGAAGGUGGCCCAGGGCGUCAGUGGCAGUAUUGUGGACAAGGGCAGUGUCCUGCGAUACCUGCCCUACCUGGAGUGCGGUCUCCAGCACAGUUGUCAGGACAUUGGAGCCAACUCUGUGGCCAAGUUGAGGGACAUGAUCUAUAAUGGACAGUUGCGAUUCAUGAAGCGCACUCAUUCCGCCCAGCUGGAGGGCAAUGUCCACGGUCUCUUCAGCUACGAGAAGCGUCUCUUCUAACAUACACCCAUGUGUGGCGGCGGUGGUAGUGGUGGUGGUGGUGGUGGCGGCGUUUCUGGCCAACAUCAGCAUCCUGUCCAGCAGCGCAGACAGCCGCAGCAUCGCCACCAUCGAUCGGGCAGAGCUAACACGCUUCCCGACUAUGCCCGCCUAUUCGAUCGCAAGUGAGGAUUGGGAAGAGAUCAGGAUCCAGAUCCAAUUAUUCUACUAUCUGGCCUUCGUGCCAGUGUUUUAGGUUUAAGCCAUGUUUUCGAAUCAACCAACGAUUCCCUUUCCGCAACAUAGAUUCCCCCAUCACUCCCAGGUUAUUUUAUAACAAGUGUUUUUUUUUUUAGUUUUUUUGGUUACCCGGAGGUUGGUACCGAAAGUCGAAUGUGUAUACCAUAGUAGCAUACCAUAUAUCCUGUCUCUGAGCGACAGAAUCCGUAGAAUCCUUAGGAACAUAAGUGUUUUCAGGCGACUUGGUCUGUUUAGAAUUGUAUGUACACUAUAUAUAUGAAAUAUAUACACGAUAUAUAUUAUAUAUCCCUUCCUUAUAUACUGAGCGCAACGCGUUUGUUGGCCUCCUACUUAUUAUUCUCUUGCAUUCGCUAUAUGUGCAUAGAUGUUGAUUUUCUACUUGUAUAGUGUUUUGGAUGUAGAGUUGGAUACUUCAAGUGUUAAGCACCUCUUUAUGCCAAAAUUUAUUAAAUGUGAACUGAAACAAAUGGAA
Messenger RNA from Drosophila bipectinata, 2603 nucleotides. RefSeq names its product Inosine-5'-monophosphate dehydrogenase ras (gene ras). Gene Ontology annotation, molecular function: IMP dehydrogenase activity. Lineage: Eukaryota; Metazoa; Arthropoda; Insecta; Diptera; Drosophilidae. The record is from RefSeq and is a predicted model, not a curated record. Gene Ontology annotation, biological process: GTP biosynthetic process. Gene Ontology annotation, cellular component: cytoplasm.